This is a messenger RNA of Pygocentrus nattereri (red-bellied piranha), 1818 nucleotides long. It is a transcript of the gene psmd5, whose product is annotated as proteasome 26S subunit, non-ATPase 5. Bases 48 to 1562 code for a protein of 504 amino acids. The transcript has 10 exons. Gene Ontology annotation, biological process: proteasome assembly. Lineage: Eukaryota; Metazoa; Chordata; Actinopteri; Characiformes; Serrasalmidae. Gene Ontology annotation, cellular component: cytosol. The record is from RefSeq and is a predicted model, not a curated record.
GAGACUUUCCUCUCGAAGCGGUAACGCUGUUCAAACACUGAGGCGUCAUGGCGGCGGCCAUCGAGAGGCUGCUGGCCGAGCUGGCCGAGUCGGAGGAGCCGAUGGAGGAGCUGAGGAGCCUCCGGACGGCCGUCAGCGCGGCCCCGCUCAGCGCCCUGAGGGAGAGCCUGUCCGCCGCGCAGCUGGGGCUCAUCUUCUCUCUGCUGAACACCAACGACAGGGAGCAGAUUGAGGUGUGCGUGGAGAUCCUGGGGCGUGUCUUGCAGGUGUUAGAUCCCGCCUACUUGGCCCAGAACUGCAAGGCAGAGCUGCAGAGUGGACUGAGCCAUCCUGAUGAUUCUGUUAAAGUGCUGGCUCUCACUCAGAUUGGUCGGGUGGUCAGCCACACGGAGGGGAUCACAGAGGUUCUGAGCAGUCCUGAAAUUCUGCGGGAUGUAAUCCAUUGUGUCGGGGCAGAACGUAUAGGCGUGGCUAAAGAGGCCAUAGCUGCCCUCAGCAAGCUGAGUAACACGAAGGCAGGGCUUGAUGCUCUGUUUCGCUCCGAUUUGCUGAAAGAACUGAAGGAUGUGAUGGCCACCAGUGAUGUCAUCAGGUACAGAGUGUAUGAGCUGGUGGUGGAGGUGUCCUCUGUAUCUCCUGUCUCUCUGGGUUACUGCGCCAACAGCAGCUUCAUCUCUCAGCUGCUGGAGGAACUGACCGGAGAUGAUGUACUCAUCAGAGCGACUGCUAUAGAGAUGGUCACAAGUUUGGCUCAGAGCCAGCAUGGCCGACUGUACCUGUCCCAGCAAGGCAUUAUGGACAAAAUAUCCAACAUGAUCAUCGCUGCAGACUCCGACCCGUUCUCCAGCUUCUACCUGCCCGGUCUGGUGAAGUUUUUCGGUAAUCUGGCGAUAAUGGACAGCCCUCAGCAGGUGUGCGAGACUUACCCAGCAUUCCUUAACAUGGUGUUCGCCAUGGCAAUGGACCCUGACCCAACACAGACACCCGUUGCCUUGGAUACGCUUGGAUUACUGGGAGGCACUGUGGAGGGCAAACAGGUCCUGCACAAAACAGGUGAAAAGUUGAAGACGGCGUUAAAGCGAAUGAGUCAGUUAGCGAGAGACGAAGCCACUGAGCUCAGAGUCAGGAGUCUGGAAGCCAUCGCUCAGCUGCUGACACUGCCCGUGGAGCGGCAGACAGACGACCUGCUGUUGCUGACAGAGUCGUGGUUCUCUUAUCUGAGCUCUCAGCCGAUGGAGAUGAUCAGAAACAUCAGCACACAGCCGUUCCCCGAGCUCCACUGCUGCGCUCUCCGCAUAUUCACUGCCAUAGCGUGCCAGGCGUGGGGCCAGCGCUUGAUGAUGUCGACGCCGGGUUUUGCAGAGUGGGUGGUGGACCGCUCGGUGGGGAAAGGCAAGGAGGCGAAGGACUGUAAGUUCGAGCUGGUGGGGGCGCUGCUGAGCUCAUCCAGCACACGAGAGAUUUUUGGAGCUCAGAACUACCUGAAGCUGAAAAGCUACCUGGAAGAGGGACCGUACUACGUCAGCGCCGUGUCCGCCGUCACCACCGAGGGAGCGGACUGAGUGGAAAACACAACAGAAACGGACCACCCGUUAAUACAUGCUGAUGUUAAUACACAGGAGCUGAUCCUGAGUUGAUCCUGUUGGGAUAAAGUGGUUCUCUGCAGUUCUCAUCCUCUCUCUGCGUUUCUCUCUCUCACAAAUACUCACAUCACUUACAGCCAAUUCCUGAUUAACUGCACUAAAUUGCAUCUGGUUCUUUUUCUACUGCUGUGAACUUUGUGUUUAUUAAAGUUUUUGAAGUUUUUGUCAGAUUGUA